ACUACAACUAUGCCCACGUCCGCAGCAGCCAAGGUGCUGGCCGAGGUGUAUCGCCUGCACCAUAUCCCUCUACCGCCCAUCACGCUGCAGGCGCUGCUGAAACGCGGUCCGCACGCCAGUCAGGCCGUCGCGGCGUCUUUGCAGAACGAUCCACAGGCGCUUUCCAAGUGGCGCGAGGCGAAUGCGCCCGCCAUCGUCACGUCCGCGCAGCUGCUGCAUCGCGAAGUGCCCAUUCGCAUCGCGCGUCGCAUCGUGGACCUUGAGAACCUGCCAGAUGAGCUGCCGCAGGCCACACCCAUCGUGUCACUGCGCGAGCAGCUACUGGACAGCUUCGACCGCCUCGUGAGCUGUUCGCUGCCCGCCAACCUUGCUAGCGAGCACGAUUUUAUGGAGCUACACCGCAAAAUCCGCAAGAAACAUGCCACUAUGCACGGCAACAUCGCCGAGGCCGUGCAGGCGCUCGAGUACGAGCCCCAAGGCCUCAGCGAGUCGCUGGACAACUUCUACAACUCGCGCAUUGGCAUCCGCAUGCUCGUAGAUCAGCACGUCGCCGCCCAGACGCCUAAGCCUGGCUUCUCAGGUAUCGUCAAUGACGAGACGUCGCCUGUAAAGAUCGCACGGGACAUUGUGCAACAGGUGCGUCCGUUGUGGCAGCAGAGUCUCCGUGACGAACAACUGCCCGAGAUCAUUGUCAGUGGCGAUGAAGAAGCCACCUACCGCUACGUGCCUCAGCACAUCGAGAUCAUCUUGACUGAGGUGUUCAAGAAUGCUGUGCUGAACAGCGUCGCGGCUGCUAAGAGAACGGGAGCUUCGACGCCUCCGCCUGUCAAUGUGUUGAUCUCUGGCGGACAGCACGGCGUGUGUGUCAAAGUGUCGGACCUGGGCGGCGGUAUGACCCGCAAGGAAGCCAACGAAUUGUCCAACUAUUACCACACGGCCACGUCCCCUACCUCGAGUGGAUACGACCCUGUAGCCGAGGUGUUGGAGAGACGCGCCAGUGGAUUGGACUUCUCGGACUCUUUCGGAUUGCGUAUUGCACAGCUGUACGCGAAGUACUUUGGCGGUGAACUAGCUAUUAUGCCCAUGGAAGGACACGGCGUGGACACGUAUAUUUACAUGAACUGCCUCACAGGCGCCUCGGAGGUCAAGUAAGUUUCGGAAGGUUUCCAGCAGGGUAAUUGACAAAUGCAGUAUGUAUGACUGUGUUGGCAACUGUAUAAAA
Molecule: messenger RNA, 1222 nt
Organism: Phytophthora infestans T30-4
Lineage: Eukaryota; Oomycota; Peronosporomycetes; Peronosporales; Peronosporaceae
Product: pyruvate dehydrogenase [lipoamide]
Exons: 1
Coding region: 10-1152 (380 amino acids)
Biological process (GO): regulation of glucose metabolic process; protein phosphorylation
Cellular component (GO): mitochondrion
Molecular function (GO): pyruvate dehydrogenase (acetyl-transferring) kinase activity
Source: RefSeq, a predicted model, not a curated record